GCCUCGCCUCUCGCGGGCGGGCGUCGCGCGGUGCGCUCUGUGCUCCCGGGCUGGGACCAGAAGCCCGAGGGUGCGGGAAGCGCGGGGAUCCCGCGCGGCGGCCCGGGCGCAGAGUGGGCGGGCGCGCGUGCUGGCGGGCGUGACUGGAAGGCCGGAGGCUGGCGGAGGAGGUGCGGAGGCCGGCGAAGGCGAGCGGUACGGCCUGAAGCCUGCGCGCCCGCGGCAUGCGACGGGAGAGGUGCGGCGCCCCCAGCCCGCGUGCCGGUCAUGGAGGUGCUGCGGCGCUCCUCCGUCUUUGCCGCGGAGAUCAUGGACGCCUUUGACCGCUCGCCCACCGACAAGGAGCUGGUGGCCCAAGCCAAGGCGCUAGGCCGGGAGUUCGUGCACGCGCGGCUCCUGCGCGCCGGCCUCGCCUGGAGCGCGCCCGAGCGAGCCGCGCCGGCCCCCGGCGGCCGCCUGGCGGAGGUGUGCGCCGUGCUGCUGCGCUUGGGGGAUGAGCUGGAGCAGAUCCGGCCCAGCGUGUACCGCAACGUGGCUGGCCAGCUGCACCUCUCCGUGCAGUCCGAGCCCGUGGUCACAGACGCGUUCCUGGCUGUGGCUGGACACAUCUUCUCUGCAGGCAUCACGUGGGGCAAGGUGGUAUCCCUGUAUGCAGUGGCUGCAGGACUGGCCGUGGACUGUGUGCGGCAGGCCCAGCCCGCCGUGGUGCAUGCCCUGGUGGACUGCCUGGGGGAGUUCGUGCGCAGGACCCUGGCGGCCUGGCUGAGGAGGCGUGGUGGAUGGACUGACGUCCUUAGGUGUGUGGUCAGCACAGACCCUGGCCUCCGUGCACACUGGCUGGUGGCCGCACUCUGCAGUUUUGGCCGCUUCCUGAAGGCUGUCUUCUUUGUGCUGCUGCCAGAGAGAUGAGCUGCCCAGCUGGACGGAAGCUGUGGCUUGGCCCCUGGGGUCCACCCCGGAGGCCAGCAGCACCUGGGAAGCACCUCUCCCUUCUGAGCCCCAUUCCUCUGCAGACCUGACCCCUGGGAGGGUGAGUGGAGAGGGGCUGGCGUCAGUGCGGCUGCAGCCCCUCCUGGACCCCUGCCGGGAAGUCGGGGUCAGCUCCCUGCAGCACAUGCCCCCUGAUGCCCCCAGCCCCAGAAGGGCCGUCUCAGGACACAAGCUGGCUUUGGUCUUUGUGGGCAGUGGGCCUCGCACAGUCAGUCUGAAGGAGACUGGCCUGGUCAACAAGGCUCCCAUGCUGGUGGCCUCACCCAUUUCUAGAGGGAGGGAGCAUCCCUGACUGUGGUGGGUUCCAGGCCAGUGUCCUGACCAGUGGACCUCUGAUCCUGUGGGCAAGCAGGACCCACUGAAGCUUCGCAUCGUGGACGAUCGUGAGUCCUCGACGCUGGGAAGCCCCGCCCCUGGGGUGCACUAGAGGCCGAGGCUGGCCCAGGCGGAGUCCUGCGCCCCACGUGGCUGCUUGAAGUGCCCUCCCCUCUGGCUCCUGUGCCCACCCUGUAGCUGCACCUGCCCCCAGGCCCCAGCAGGAGACCACGGGCCAGGUCCUACCUGGCCAGGAGGGCCCUGCAGGAAACAGCCCCAGGGUUGUGUGGCCUUCAGGUCCCAUUGGGGGUACAGACUGGAAAUAAAGUCCAAACCGAGGUUUUCA
Molecule: messenger RNA, 1651 nt
Organism: Sciurus carolinensis (gray squirrel)
Lineage: Eukaryota; Metazoa; Chordata; Mammalia; Rodentia; Sciuridae
Gene: Bok
Product: BCL2 family apoptosis regulator BOK
Exons: 5
Coding region: 268-909 (213 amino acids)
Biological process (GO): intrinsic apoptotic signaling pathway in response to DNA damage; regulation of apoptotic process; extrinsic apoptotic signaling pathway in absence of ligand
Cellular component (GO): mitochondrial outer membrane
Molecular function (GO): protein heterodimerization activity; protein homodimerization activity
Source: RefSeq, a predicted model, not a curated record